UCCUCUCUCGUGAGAACAAAAACCUCUCCGGUGGCAGCGUACUUCGAGCUGCAAACGGGGUUUAUUUUGUGACGAUUAAUUUUCGCGUUACUUCAUGCCCCGCUGGGGAGGGGAAAACGUACGGAAUUGACCCCAGCUGGGGAUCGGGAGACCCGCGGCUGCCCCUCACGACCCACUAGGACAGCUUUAUUUCCAGCUAGAGGACAGCGUCCGCUUGCCCCCGCGCCCCCCCCCCCCACCUUUUUUCCAGCUUGCCCACUUCAACAUCUCUGUUCAAUGUAAUGCAGAGAUUUGCAAAAGAGCCGGAUAAAGCAGUAAGAGGUACAGGCUGCUGAUCGGACUGAGUCACUCACCAGCGAAAUGAGGAGGAAUUCGGCCUGCAGCACUACAGCAAGGGAUGUGGAAAAGGAAUAUGUGGGAUUUGCUACACUACCCAAUCAAGUCCACCGCAAAUCAGUAAAGAAAGGUUUUGACUUUACGUUAAUGGUAGCAGGAGAGUCUGGGCUGGGAAAGUCCACUUUGGUCAAGAGCCUCUUCCUUACUGACCUUUACAAAGACAGAAAACUUCUCAAUGCCGAAGAAAGGAUCAACCAAACAGUGGAGAUUAUAAAACACACUGUGGACAUUGAAGAGAAAGGUGUCAAACUAAAAUUGACGAUAGUUGACACGCCUGGGUUUGGGGAUGCAGUGAACAACAUACAAAGCUGGAAACCUAUAGCUGACUACAUUGACCAGCAGUUUGAACAGUAUUUCAGAGACGAGAGUGGCCUGAACAGGAAGAACAUUCAGGAUAACCGAGUGCACUGUUGCCUGUAUUUUAUCUCUCCUUACGGACAUGGGUUGCGGCCGCUGGACACAGAGUUCAUGAAGGCAUUACACCAGAAAGUGAACAUUGUGCCGGUGAUUGCGAAAGCUGACUCUCUCACACCCAUUGAAGUGAAGAAACUCAAAGAGAGGAUUAGAGAUGAAAUUGAACAAUAUGGAAUUAAAAUAUAUCAAUUUCCAGAGUGUGACUCAGAUGAAGAUGACGAGUUUAAACAACAAGACAAGGAACUCAAGGAGAGCAUUCCUUUUGCAGUCAUUGGCAGCAACACAGUGGUGGAGGCACGGGGUCAGAGAGUCCGUGGGCGACUGUAUCCCUGGGGGAUUGUAGAAGUGGAGAAUCAGGCGCACUGCGACUUUGUGAAACUGCGGAAUAUGCUAAUCCGAACGCACAUGCAGGACCUGAAGGAUGUGACAUGGGACGUUCACUAUGAGAAUUUCCGGGCCAGGUGUAUUCAGGAGAUGACCAGUAAAUUGACCCAGGACAACCGAGCUGAAAGUCCACUCCCCUUGCUACCUGUGCCAACUCCAGAUGCAGAGACAGAGAAACUGAUCAAAAUGAAGGAUGAGGAGCUGCGGCGAAUGCAAGAAAUGUUGCAACGAAUGCAACAACAAAUGCAGGAUCAGUGAGUGACGGACUGAUACCGAACGAAACACAAAGACUCACCUCUUCAGCCAAAUCCAAUAGGAAUGAAGAAGGCUGGACAAGGCACAGGGGCACGCCUCUGAGGGAAAAAAUGCACUGUACAGAAUGUGUCCCGUGUUUUCUGUUUUACUCUAGAGACAGCUAGAGGGUGACCACAUGUCUGGCCUACUCUGUAUAGUGCCACCAUAUCAUUCACAUAUCCUGCUUGUUUGUUUGGGUUUGUAUUUAAUAUCUUGUCAGUACAAUUGAAAACCAUUCAGAGACAUGGCUGCAUUGGAAUGCUUCUGUGGAAAAUAUUCUUUACUAAUAAAUGUUUUCAAAUUGGCGUGUU
This is a messenger RNA of Stegostoma tigrinum, 1799 nucleotides long. RefSeq names its product septin 5a (gene septin5a). Gene Ontology annotation, cellular component: septin complex; synaptic vesicle; septin ring. The record is from RefSeq and is a predicted model, not a curated record. NCBI's taxonomy places the organism in Eukaryota, Metazoa, Chordata, Chondrichthyes, Orectolobiformes, Stegostomatidae. Gene Ontology annotation, molecular function: GTPase activity; GTP binding; molecular adaptor activity. Gene Ontology annotation, biological process: regulation of exocytosis; cytoskeleton-dependent cytokinesis. The coding region runs from base 361 to 1452 and encodes 363 amino acids. The transcript has 12 exons.